Vanessa tameamea is the source of this 567-nucleotide messenger RNA. RefSeq lists its product as uncharacterized. Lineage: Eukaryota; Metazoa; Arthropoda; Insecta; Lepidoptera; Nymphalidae. The coding region runs from base 1 to 567 and encodes 188 amino acids. The transcript has a single exon. The record is from RefSeq and is a predicted model, not a curated record.
AUGACAGAUGAUAAGGAUGCUUUAGAGUUGAUCACUCAGUUGCGAUUAGAUUUGAACGAGCGCGACCAAGAAUUGCUCCUCAACGAUGUUGAGAUAACCGGGUUGGAGGAGAAGAGUGGAGAAAACUCGACACAUCUUAUUAUGUCGCUAGCUAAAAAGCUAGGAGCGGACUUGGACGAGAGGGACAUCGUCAGCGUCGCCCGGUCCGGGCCGCGGCGUAUAGCAGCUGAUAGCGGCGAGCGUCCCCCGCGCCCGCGCCCCCUCGUUGUGCGGCUGGCGCGGCGCUCCGUGCGCGACACCCUGCUGCGGGCGGCGCGCGUGCGCCGCGGCACCGACUCCUCCGGCAUCACUGACACCGAACCCAGGCGCGUCUACGUCAACGAGCGGCUCACAGGGACGAAUAGACAGUUGUUCUACAAGACUCGCGAGGAGUGUCGCCGUCACGGGUGGAGGUUCUCUUGGACUAAGAAUGGGCGUAUUUAUGUGCGCAAAAACGAUUCCAGCGAAAUACGGCGCAUUCGUUCCUCAAGCGAUAUUGAAAAGUUUUUUGGUGUUUGUAUGGUUUGA